This is a messenger RNA of Zygotorulaspora mrakii, 1104 nucleotides long. RefSeq names its product high-affinity Cu transporter CTR1 (gene CTR1). Bases 1 to 1104 code for a protein of 367 amino acids. Gene Ontology annotation, biological process: copper ion transmembrane transport; intracellular copper ion homeostasis. Gene Ontology annotation, cellular component: plasma membrane. The record is from RefSeq and is a predicted model, not a curated record. The transcript has a single exon. Gene Ontology annotation, molecular function: copper ion transmembrane transporter activity. Lineage: Eukaryota; Fungi; Ascomycota; Saccharomycetes; Saccharomycetales; Saccharomycetaceae.
AUGAGCAUGAGCAUGAGCAUGAGUGUGAGUAUGAGUAUGAGCAGCUCUAGCGCUGCAUUAAAUACAAUGAGUGGAAGCAUGUCCAUGAUAAGCUCGAGUACUCAGGGGUCUACGACGAUGUCAAUGUCUGAUAUGAGUAUGAGUUCCAGCAUGGUGAUGCCAACUUCCACUGUAGCAGCGGCAUCAUCUUCCAGCAUGAGCUCUAGCAUGGACAUGUCGGGGAUGUCAAUGGCCGCUUCUUCAACGUCUGGAUCCAUGGCAGCGGGUAUGCAAAUGGGUACAAGUACUUCGAGUUCGUCCAUGAGUACGAAUACAGCCUCUGCCAACGAUAUGGGUGGCAUGAAUAUGGGAAUGAACUCUUACUUGACUCCCAGGUACAUGAACUACCCAGUUCUUUUCCAUGGACUAUCUGCAAACACCAAAGGUAAGGCAUUUGGUAUAUUUUUAUUAAUCGUGGUUGCAGCAUUCGUUUAUAAAUUUACUUUGUUUGUUAGUUGGUGCCUAGAAGUCAAAUGGUUCAAAAAAUGGAAUAAAGGUCACAAGUCUACGAUGGGUCUCGCCGCUAAGGGUUUAGAUUUUUACAACGAUGAACCUAUACAGGUUACGCAUCUCCCAAAGCUUCCUGUUUUCGUCUUUGACAUAUUUAGGCCCUCUACAAUUGAGUUAGCACAUGACCUCAUAAGAACCGUGUUGACUUUUUUUGCAACCAUGUUGAUCUACAUGCUAAUGCUUGCUGCUAUGUCACUCGUGCUAACCUAUGUCUUUGCGGUGAUUACUGGUUUAGCUUUGGCUGAGGUUUUCUUCAACAGAUGUAAAAUCUGCAUGCUUAAGAGAUGGCAAAUACAAGCUGAGAUUGAAAAAGCAAAGACGGGUGAAAAUGAUUGUCAAUGUAACCCCGAAGAAGACGUCUCGUCGAAUGAGAAAACAGUUCUAAGUAGAAGGUUGUCUAACACAAACGAAGCCGUAGAUCCGGCAUGCUGCUGCGCCAGCAGAGCUAUGGAACAAGAAAAGCAGAUGGAAAAUGAAAUUAUGGAAAAUGCUAAACUUCAAGAACAGUCGGGCAACAUGGACUCUAACUUGAUGCCAGCUGAGAAGUUCCGCUGA